Zophobas morio is the source of this 3403-nucleotide messenger RNA. RefSeq lists its product as uncharacterized. Lineage: Eukaryota; Metazoa; Arthropoda; Insecta; Coleoptera; Tenebrionidae. The coding region runs from base 817 to 3351 and encodes 844 amino acids. The record is from RefSeq and is a predicted model, not a curated record. The transcript is spliced from 37 exons.
GAAAAAGUUCUUUUAUGUUGGAAGUCUAUUAAACGCUUAAUCCAUAUACUGUUUGAUUUAUUGUUGGUUGAAGCCCUAAAGGAGAAUGUCUUGAAAAUUUUAAAAUAUUUAGCCAGUAAAGAUGAAGCAAUAAUACGAUUUAUACUGUCUGAUCUUGCUUAUAAGAUAAUUAUCACUGUUGAAACUGAGAACACUCCAGUCGUUUAUCGGGUUUAUGGGGAGAUAGUAAGGCAAGUGGACUACCAACUAAAUAAUUUAGAUUCUCACGGGAGAUUAGCUUCUAGACUGCUUUACACGGUCGAAAAAUGUGAUUCUGAAAGCAAAUUGUUUGCAGCUGCUUUAUACUGUUUGUCAUCCUGCUGUGUAUCUUCACUGGGCCUCCACUGUAUUCCUGCAAGGCUUCAUACUUUUGUAAGAGCUUUUUUGUACAAAAUACCAGAUUUUGAAGAUGAGCGACUAACGGGGGUUCUGGAAAUUUUGAAUUUUUGUAUAACGCGCAACAAUAUUUCCUUCCAAUUUACUGAAGCUGAAUUUGUUAUUGUCUCGAAAGUUUUAAAGAAAGCGCUUGCCGACUAUGAUCAGUACAGGAACUCACUCGCCCUUUCAGUUGUUUACACUCAAUGUCUCCUCGAACCCACUUCCGUGGAUUUUAUAAUCAAAAACGAUUUAUGUGAAUAUAUUUUUGAAGCGUUGAGUUCUUUAGCGGAGUCCAAUUUAAGACGUGGACUUUCGAUAAUCAAACUGCUUUCACGUUAUGAUACUUUUUACGAGCACGAUCGAGCUAUUAUCGGUUGCUUGUUACUAUUCCGUGCCGGUAUGAACUUUCUGUCUCAUGGAGAGUAUGGGGAAGAGUUGUCCUUGGUUAUUGAGCUAAUAGGCAUCACCCUCAGAAAUUUAAGCUCUUCCUUUUCACUUAUGAGGCUCUUCGAUGUGGUAUCUUUCAGUCUUUUGAAAGCUUUUUUACUUUCCACAACCAAAGUCAUUGAAAAUAAACAUGAAGCGUUGGAGGCUCUGUACUAUCUAACUCUAUCCAACACAAAGAACUUCGAGCAGGUUCACGAUGAAAAUGCUACUGUGCCUCAUAACGCGGACGUUGGCGGACUAAUGGAGUCCUUCCGGCUAUUAUUUUCUCAAGCGCUGGAGCUCAGCGAUGCUGAACUGCAAUUGGUUUUCAUGAAGGCGUUGCUUUCGUAUAUGACUGCAGAACUGAAUUCGUUGCUAAAAGGAUCCAACCAUUCAGAAAUAGUUGACUCUUUCCGCAAACUUCUUAUUGAUGCUUUUGACACUAUUUUUCUUCCUCUUGAGCAUUUACUGGCCAAUGCUGAUCUUUUAUCUCUUUACAUUGAAAACAUUAACCUUCUUACUCUCAACUUUACGGAAAUCCAUUGGCUUGAGGAUUUAAUUUUCCUUGGAUAUCUCGGAGUGUUUCUCUAUUCUUCUAGUAAUGUGGGGCUCCACUUUGAUCUUUUAAAGGACCAUCUCUGCCUUUUGUCUCGAGUGGUGUGCUACAGUUCCCCUUGGAAAACUUUGCCAGCCACAGAGACGAGAGCUCAGUGGAUCGUCGACUCCAUCGCUCAAGGACUCCCGUUUCUGCCAAAGGGCGUUAAUUAUAUAGAAGUGUAUAGAAACAUGAGUCCAGGGGCUCGUUACGAAAAAGCUUUGCUCUCUCUUAUGCAUUGUUUCAUGCAGGGAACUGGAAUUGGCUUUAAAAGUAGCGAACUUAUUCAAAUGGUUGCAGAUUCAACGAUUUGCUACAUGAAAAAAUGUUUAUUUCAGGAAGAUAUUCACUAUUUAUCUGCACUGGACUUGUUUUCUAAAUGUGCUAUGGAUGGAAUUUUAAUAAGUUCUCUCCCAGAUUUUGAAAGACUUAACCACGUGACCCUCUCUGUAUUGGAUUAUUCCAAACAUCUAGUCUCGUGGGUCUUCAGUUACGAUCAUAUUUGCAUACAAACCCGUUUAUGCCUGGCGCUUUACCUGAUGGCGAAUUUCCAAUAUUGUUCUGAUACCACAGUUUCUCAAUCUCGUGUCUGCGGAAAAAAUAACUUACCACUGCACAAGGAGGCGUGGACGAUAGCACAAAGUGACACUGGACAGUUUCUUGAGCAACCCGUAGAAACUUUGACUGUUCUUCUUUGCUUCCAUGAAACUUUUCAUCGUCACUGCUUCCUUGAGUUACUUAUUGAACUUAUAUUAUCAAGGAACACAAUGUUUUCGUUACCUGCCAUAAACUUUUUUCGGAAAAUUAUGGAGUGCUUUUUGCAAGUUUCCUCCCCCAAAAAGCUCUUCUUUGAAAUAUUUGAGAAGCAUUCUUUCGAAUCUAUUUUGUGCUCGUGUUGCUUUUCUUAUCUUAGGCAGUAUCCACUGAUCGCUGCCUUCUAUGAGCGUCUGGAGGUUUUAAACGAGAUGAGUGAGCAUGAUCUUCUCUCUGUAAUAAAAGCCUUAAUUUGUUGCUUCCAAUUUUUUGAAGUUACUUACGUGCCGACGAGCGCCAUAUCAAAACUUUGCUAUAUUGUGGAAAGGAAGAGUUUGGAUUCCGAAGUCACUGAAUAUAUUAUUCUUUUCUUCCAUUUUCUUAUUGAGUGUUCUGCAAACGACGUCCAAAAAAAAGUUUAUAUACAGCUAAUUGGAAAUAAAAGGAUCAUAAAUAUUUUUUUCAAAACUUUGCUUUAUAAGGAUAAAUUCGGAGCCAAAAGUUCAUGGCUUGUUCUUCUUCUUUUGACGGACUUUUUACACUUAUCAAGAAAGUUUAACAUUUCAAAGACGAGCGAGGCAACAAGCCAUUUUUCUGAAAUCCCCGUCCGCUCCCUUUUGCCUAAACUAUUGAGUAUCAGAGUUCCGAUUGUUGAGGCUACCAUGAACUUUUUAAGUGAAGUUUUAUCGCUGAGGGAGACCGAAACAGAAUCCAGCGAAGACUUUCCGUUUCGAAUAAACUUUCCUUUUGGGCCCUUCUUUAUGCGAUGGCGUUUUAGAGAAGUACGUGAAGUUCUCUGGAUUGCAUUAAACAAAUUUCACGACUGCGAAGACCUAUUGGGGGCGAGUAUUUUUUGUAUCAUAAAAAUAUGCGAAUCCGUUAAAAAAGAGCUGUUAGCCCAGAAUGCGUGGCUUUGGUAUGCCGUGAGAAGUUUCAUUGAAGGCGUGACUGAGCGUUCUCACCAACUUUCUACCGAGAUCGUCUUCGGACUAAAUAAACUUUUAUCAAUUUUUACUAUUGACGAGUCCGCUGAGGAUCUUGUAACGAUGUGGAAAGCCUAUCUUGCAUCACUUAUGACGGACGCAGAGGAAGAGAAAAUUCAACCUUUAAGCCAAACUGAAUACGAUCUACUACUAAAAGAUCUUGAUAAAGAGCGCUAAAGCGAAGUCAAGUCUGUGUUUGGUGAAAUUUCUUUCUAAUAAAUUAUAACUU